UGGGACAAUGUCUAUGGUUUCGACAUGAGUUGCAUUCGAAAGGUAGCCCUCACUGAACCGCUUGUUGAUGUAGUGGAUCCUAAUCAAGUGGUCUCAAACUGCUACCUCGUCAAGGACGUAGACAUGUAUACCAUAAAAGUGGAGGAUCUCACGUUCGCGGCACCCUUCACGCUUACUUGCAAGCGCAAUGACUACAUCCAAGCUUUGGUCACCUUUUUCAACAUCGAUUUUACCUGCUGCCACAAGUACGUAGGUUUCUCUACGGGCCCAGACGAGCGGCGUUAUACCCACUGGAAGCAGACUGUCUUCUACCUUGACAAUGGUGAGGUAGACUGCUUGACGGUGAAGAAAGGAGAGGACAUCCACGGUGUCUUCAGUGUGACCCCGAACGCCAGAAACAACCGUGACCUAGACAUCGCAAUCAAACUAAACUUCGAGGGAGAACUCUCUUCAAUGAAUUCCACAUUCACUUAUCGCAUGCGUUAA
This is a messenger RNA of Dibothriocephalus latus, 486 nucleotides long. The record is from the annotation of a GenBank genome assembly. NCBI's taxonomy places the organism in Eukaryota, Metazoa, Platyhelminthes, Cestoda, Diphyllobothriidea, Diphyllobothriidae.